UUAUCGGUUUCCAUGCAGAAGUAUAAAUGAUAGCCAUAGCCAUUUCUUACGUUGUUGCAGAACGACACCCUGUACAGGAGGCUUCCUGUGUGGUUGUGGUAACCCGGAAGUGGUUUCACGUAAUUCAACUGACGAGGAAAAAAAGUCACAGAAUACUCCCACGAUUCUUUGUAGCUGGCUUUGUAGGUGUGGCCUCAAAAUGGCAGCAGCACUGGACACCAAAUCACAGUCUGAAAGCUCUGUCGCCUCUCAAGUACCCUUUCAUGAUUUGUGCACCACUUUGGAAAAAAUACAAAAGUCCAAACUCAGACCAGAGAAAAUUAAGUGUCUGAGAGAAUUCCUGGAUUCCUGGAGAAAGUUCCAUGCUGCUGUCCACAAGGAUAAUCCAAAAACCACAGACUCAUUUUACCCAGCCAUGCGUCUCAUAGUUCCCUCAUUUGAGAGAGAGAGGAUGGCCUAUGGCAUAAAGGAAAACAUGCUGGCUAAACUCUACAUCGAUGUCUUGGGUCUUCCAAAGAAUGGGCCUGAAGCUCACAAACUUCUCAAUUACCGAGCUCCGACUACAUCACAAGGAGAAGCUGGGGAUUUUGCCCUUAUGGCCUACUUCGUGUUGAAGAAAAGGUGCACAAACCAGGGGAAUCUAACCAUUAAGGAGGUGAAUGACUUCUUGGACUCCGUCGCUCUGAAUAAUGCGAGUAAGCAGAAAGAUCUGGUGAAAAAGAACCUGCUGCACCUGAUCACCCAGAGCUCGGCCCUCGAACAGAAGUGGCUGAUCCGCAUGAUUCUCAAAGACAUGAAACUGGGGAUGAGUAAAGAAGGGGCCUUGCACGUGUUCCACCCCGACGCGGCCGAGCUCUACAAUGUCACCACGGACCUGGAUAAAGUGUGCCGGCAGCUCCACGACCCUUCCGUGUCCCUCAGCGAGGUGUCUGUCGGGCUCUUCUCAGCUUUUCGGCCAAUGCUGGCAGCUGUUGCCAACGUCAGACAAGUGGAGAGACAGAUGAACCACCGGAGCUUCUUCAUUGAGACCAAGCUGGACGGCGAGCGCAUGCAGUUGCACAAGGACGGGGACGUGUACAAGUAUUUUACGCGGAACUCCUACGAGUACACGCAGCAGUUUGGGGCCACACCACUACAGGGUUCUCUGACGCCCUUCAUUCACAAUGUCUUCAAGACAAAUGUGAGGAACUGCAUCCUGGAUGGUGAGAUGAUGGCGUACAACCACACCGUUGACGCCUUUGUACAGAAAGGCACAAAGUAUGACAUCAAGAAGUUAGCCGACGAUUCUGAACUGCAGACCUGUUUCUGUGUCUUUGACGUCUUGCUGCUCAAUGACCAGAAGUUGGGAAAUGAGACUCUGAAGAAGCGGAACGAAAUGCUUCAGACGGUCUUCACCCCGAUAAAGGGCCGGAUACAGCUGGUGCACAAAACCGAAGCCAAAACCAUGCAAGAAGUAGUGGACGCUCUCAAUGAAGCGAUUGACAACCUGGAAGAAGGAAUCAUGGUGAAGGAUCCACUGUCCAUCUACAAGCCAGACAAACGAGGUGAGGGGUGGCUGAAGCUGAAGCCAGAGUAUAUGGACGGCCUGAUGGACGAACUUGAUUUGCUGAUCAUCGGGGGGUACUGGGGAAAAGGGAGGCGGGGUGGGAUGAUGUCUCACUUCCUGUGUGCAGUUGCUGAGACUCCUGAACCUGGAGAGAAGCCAUCGGUGUUCCAUUCUUUUUGCCGCAUUGGUUCAGGUUACACAAUGAAGGAGCUUUACGACCUGGGCUUGAAACUGGCUAAGCACUGGAAAGUCUACCGUAAGAAUGAUCCCCCAGCAUCAAUCCUGUGUACCACAGAGAAACCAGAGGUGUACAUUGACCCUUGUGAUUCUGUGAUCAUUCAGGUUAAAGCGGCCGAAAUAGUUGACAGUGACAUGUAUAAGACAAAUUGCUCACUGCGAUUUCCCAGGAUCGAGAGGACGAGGGAAGAUAAGGAAUGGCAUCAGUGCAUGACUUUAGCAGACCUGAGUCAGUACAGGAGCAAGGCUUCUGGGAAGUUGGCAUCGAGGCACCUUUUCAUCAAUGAUGAUGAGCCACAGAAGAAGAAACGGAAGAUAGUGGCAAAGCCCAAGAAAGCCAUCGGGAUUAUUGAUCAUUUCAAGGCCCAGGACCUGUCUGGUGUGGCCAAAGAGACUGACAUGUUCGAGGAUGUGGAGUUCUGUGUAAUGAAUGGGAACGAUGAGCGCUCUAAGGCCGAUCUGGAGAAGGGGGUGGCCAGCUGUGGGGGCAUCGUGGUCCAGAACCCAGGCAAGGACACCUACUGCGUGAUAGCUGCUGUGGAGAACAUGAGGGUGAAGAACCUGGUUGCCUCGGACCAGCAUGACGUGGUGUGGGCCACCUGGCUGCUUGAGUGCCUGGAGAGGAAGCAGGUUGUUCCAUGGCAACCUCGUCACAUGAUCCACAUGUCUCCGCCCACGAAGGAACACUUCGCCAAGGAGUACGACCAGUUCGGGGACAGCUACUCGGCUGAAACGGAUGAGCAGCAGCUGAAAGAGGUCUUCGGGAGGAUCCAGGUUAAGGAGGAAGAUCUGCCUUCCAUCGCAGAUGUGGAAGCCAGGUACGGCCUGGACGACCUCCCCACAAGCAUGUUCAGACCCUUCAGAGUGUACAUGGACAGCUGCUCUGACAUCAGCGACCCCAAGACCUUCAUCCAAUCUUCAUGCUUGCUCACGCGGGCGCUGGAGUUCCGUUUCCAUGGGGGGGUGGUGGAGCCCAAACUGGUAAAAGGGGUUUCUCAUGUCAUUGUUGCCGAGGAAACCAGAAUCCUGCAAUUAAGAACUCUCAGAAGAACCUUUACCAAGAAGUUUAAGAUUGUGAGAGAAUCAUGGGUGAAGGACUCUAUCAAAGCAGGGCAUCUGUUGAAUGAUAAUGACUAUCUUGUGUAGUGUCCGAAGUCAGUAAUAUGUGCGAUUACUGACUUCCCUUUAUGUGCAGACAAAAAAAACUAUAAAGAGCAUGAUUUUAAUUAGGAUUUUUUAACCUGGUUUGAUAAUAGGAUGUAAAGUACCGGCUUGAUUUAAAAAAUUUUUUAGCGUACUUGCAGUAUGAAUAGGUUGUUUCUUUGGAAGGCAAGAAAGGGUUUUAUUAUACUUCACUUGGAAAAACACUUAAUAUAAUGCAGACAGUUGUAUUGGAAGAUCUUGGGGUUAGACUUCUAUAGCGUUGCUUUUGGCAACCAUAUAAGUUGCCCUUGAAAACUCUCCAAGUUACUGUUGCUCCAGAUGACCUGCUGCAGCUAAUACGGGUGCAUGGAAAUGUGCAUGAAGCAUUGUUCUGUUUCGGGUCGUGGAUUCAAAUUUAUUUAUUUCUAAAGGAAGAAUGUGAAUGUUUUACUACUACCUUCUACGGAUGACACUGGCAAUAUAACAUGUAAUCAAUUUGGCUGGCGAAAAUUAUAACAGAAAAGUGUCAGUCAUCAAAACAUGUAUCAUGGAUAUUUCUGUGGAAAUGAAUUUUAAAUGAAUAGGUUGUUUCUUUGGAAGGCAAGAAAGGGUUUUAUUAUACUUCACUUGGAAAAACACUUAAUAUAAUGCAGACAGUUGUAUUGGAAGAUCUUGGGGUUAGACUUCUCUAGCCUUGAUUUUGGCAACCAUAUAAGUUGCCCUUGAAAACUCUCCAAGUUACUGUUGCUCCAGAUGACCUGCUGCAGCUAAUACGGGUGCAUGGAAAUGUGCAUGAAGCAUUGUUCUGUUUUGGGUCGUGGAUUCAAAUUUAUUUAUUUCUAAAGGAAGAAUGUGAAUGUUUUACUACUACCUUCUACGGAUGACACUGGCGAUAUAACAUGUAAUCAAUUUGGCUGGCGAAAAUGAUAACAGAAAAGUGUCAGUCAUCAAAACAUGUAUCAUGGAUAUUUCUGUGGAAAUGAAUUUUAAAUGAAUAGGUUUUUAACAAUAUUUUUGUAUAUACAGCUGUGGCUUUAACUGUGCUGCUGCUGUCAAAGGAGCCUGCAAACCUAAUUUCUUGGUCAUUUGAAAUAUGCCUGUCAAAUGAAAAGAAAAGAUUGAGCGCAACUGAGUUGUAAUUUCAGGGACAAUGAAGCUCUAACCUAAAUAUAAAAUUUUGAACUGAAAGAGAUUUUAACAGCAUUACAGUCUUUUAAUUAUUUCAGGGAAAUGUAAGAUUUUUGCAUUUAAUUUGGUGGUGGACUACUCUUUUUCCUGAGUCUUUGCACUGUGAUUGAUGGUAAUAAUGCAAUGUGUUUAAAACCUGCAUAACAACUCAUAUUUAACAGUACUGUCUGUGCCUUCUACAGUAUGCUGCUGCUGUUGCAGGACAUGCAGUAAAUCCUUAAUUGUGGGCUGCUUUGGAACAAAAAAGUGUAAUCACAGUGGGGAUUUGUUGAUUGACGUUCAUUAUGAUUUUUUGUUUUAUCUUGUUGUGUGUGUCAAUAAAAGGAUAAUUAUUAUUAUAUAAUCAAA
Molecule: messenger RNA, 4462 nt
Organism: Conger conger (European conger)
Lineage: Eukaryota; Metazoa; Chordata; Actinopteri; Anguilliformes; Congridae
Gene: lig4
Product: ligase IV, DNA, ATP-dependent
Exons: 2
Coding region: 200-2929 (909 amino acids)
Biological process (GO): immunoglobulin V(D)J recombination; double-strand break repair via nonhomologous end joining; nucleotide-excision repair, DNA gap filling
Cellular component (GO): DNA-dependent protein kinase-DNA ligase 4 complex; DNA ligase IV complex
Molecular function (GO): DNA ligase (ATP) activity; DNA binding; ATP binding
Source: RefSeq, a predicted model, not a curated record